AUGACUGAAAUCGUAUUGUCGUCCAACACAAGUAUCGAAGAAAUCAAUUCGAUCACGUCUGCAGGGACUUUCGCCGCAGCACAUUGCGUGUCGGAAGAUUUCCAAAUGAGUAGGGGUGUUGCGGUGCAGUUUAAGCUGAACUAUGGUCAUGUUAGCGUCCUCCUGGACCAAAGGGUCAGAGUAGGUGGGGUGGCAGAACUGAGGGUUGACCAGGAAAAUUAUUUUUAUAUUUUUUACCUGGUGACCAAAGUUUUAUACCACCAUAAACCAACUCACCAGUCCCUAGCCACCACAUUGGUCCAGUUAAGGGAUAGAUUGAAGGAAUUGUCAAUUAGUUCUUUAAUUAUCCCGAAACUGGGCUGUAAAUUAGAUGAACUUAAUUGGUACCAGGUUCAUGAUUUAUUAAAGACGACAUUUAACGGUAGUGAUGGCCUGCAGUUAAAAGUCACAGUUUACGAUCCUGAAAACUUUCAGAUACCAUCUCACAAUCUAGCCAAAAUAGAGAAGAAACCAAUUGAUUUUUUUAAUGGUUCGACGAAUUCCACAGUCAAAAUUCUACCCGUCGAAAUAACGUGCGCGUCGACAAACACGUUUUUCAAAAAUGUUUAGCAAAUAAAUUUUUAACACCAGAGUUGUGGGCGACCGCGACGGUGCACUUAGGACAGGUUGUCCGAGUCAGUGACAACUUCGUAAUAUGGGCAAUACAGGGCGAUGAUGUGAGGUUUUUUCAGACUUUGGAAGCCC
Molecule: messenger RNA, 744 nt
Organism: Metopolophium dirhodum (rose-grain aphid)
Lineage: Eukaryota; Metazoa; Arthropoda; Insecta; Hemiptera; Aphididae
Product: ADP-ribose glycohydrolase OARD1-like
Exons: 4
Coding region: 1-609 (202 amino acids)
Biological process (GO): peptidyl-glutamate ADP-deribosylation
Source: RefSeq, a predicted model, not a curated record